Messenger RNA from Oncorhynchus gorbuscha (pink salmon), 1967 nucleotides. RefSeq names its product telomeric repeat binding factor 2, interacting protein (gene terf2ip). Gene Ontology annotation, molecular function: telomeric repeat DNA binding. The record is from RefSeq and is a predicted model, not a curated record. Lineage: Eukaryota; Metazoa; Chordata; Actinopteri; Salmoniformes; Salmonidae. The transcript has 7 exons. Gene Ontology annotation, cellular component: shelterin complex. The coding region runs from base 108 to 1967 and encodes 619 amino acids. Gene Ontology annotation, biological process: regulation of DNA-templated transcription; telomere maintenance via telomere lengthening.
AGAAGAGUAUGACGCAUGCGCAUGUCACCUCGGACGUGAUAUUUGAAAGUUGUUGAUAUUUUCCGAGUUGGAUGAUCAAUCUUUGAAAACAUCAGGCUCCUUCAACCAUGUCGUCCAGAUUAGGAGGUAGGUCCUCUCCCAUCUCCCCUGUCCUGUUCCUGGCAGUAGACGGUGAACCCAUGCGAUUCUUCCUACGCCCCGGUCCCACCAAGGUUCGACUGCAGCCCGUCAUCAAGGCUGGUGGAGGCCUGGUGUGCAGGGCCCAGGAGCCUGGGGCUUUCCUACUGAUUGACCCAGAGGAGAUGAGGUCCAUUGCGGGUUCGGCAGCCCACUGGUACGUGUCCACCCAGUACAUUCUGGACUGCAUGGAGAAGAAUCAGCAGCUGGAGGUGGAGGAUUACCGCGUCAAGCCUGACAACGUAAAGGCGAACGUCCAGACCAGGUCAGGGAAACAAAGCACAGGUAGCAUCGGACGAAUGGGCUACACUCCGGAGGAGGAUAAGACCAUUAUGACCUACAUCUGUGAGCACAAGCGUGAGUCGCAUGGGAACAAGGUAUGGCAGGAGAUGGCGAAGAAUGGUCUGACCCGUCACAGCUGGCAGUCGAUGAAGGACCGUUACCUUAAACAGCUCGCUAAAAGACAACCUGAGCCUCGGGACGGCAGGGGAAGGAACAAAACGGUCGCCACUGCUGCUUCGGAGGAGAAAGAAGAGAACUCGUUUGAGAAAGAGAGAGAGAAAGAGAGAGAGAAAGACAUCCCACCACUGACUUCCUCACUUCAGAAAGACUCUCCGUUGGCCCAAGAGUCAGACGCCUCAAAGACUUCCUCUGAAUCCAAACUCCCUCGGGCAUCAUCAUCAUCAUCAUCAUCAGACACUGGUCUCCAACUCCCACAGAAGUCCCCUCAGAAAGAUCAGGCUCAGUGCUGUCCUGAAGGACCGGGAACAGAGGAAUCAACUGUGGAACCAGAGAGAGGUCCCUCGUCCCAGCUAGAGCCACCAGCAGACCCUGCCCAGUCUGACACUACAACACCCCAGCUGGUCCCUUCUAAGAGACUCCACCAGCCCUCUCCUCCUGGAGGCAAACACACACAUCCCCAGACUGAGGAGGCAGCAGCCACCCCCUCACUUAAAAGAGCCAGGUUAAAUAGUGGAGCAGUGGUGGUGGUCUUGGAGAAAAGGGAUUCAGCUGUUACGUCAGGAGAGAAGGCAACAAGCUCCAACACGACAGAGGGGCAGCUGGGAAAGAAAAAGGCCAACAAGCGAAAACUGGGCAUCCUCGAGAGUGCAGUGAGGGAAUUUGAGGGGUCAGAUGAGUCAGGGAAUGAGGAUGACGAUGAUACUCCAGACCUGGCUGAGAUUGCUGGCCCUGCACCAGUCCCAGGCCGGGAGACUCAGACACCAGUAGCUGCCCCCCAGACAGAGAAUAGCUCUGCUCCGAUACAGCCUCAGCCUGCUGCCCAAGUGAAGAGCUCAGAGACCCAGCCUGAGGGCCAACUACCUGAGGCCACUGGUCCCGCAAUGAGUGGGUCGUCCCCAAAUGCACCAACGGUCCCAAAUGCACCUGCAACGAGUAUCCAUGUCCCGAAAGACCCUGCUAUCCCGUCCACUUCGAAAGUUCCUCACCUGUUCCUGUUUGAGCGUGACUCCCAACAGGCGGAGGAAGAGGAGCCUUCCCAGCCCUUCACCCAACUCCAGCUCCAGGAGGCCAAGCGGCUGGUCCUCAGCCUGAUGAGGGAAUCCAAACUGGGGCUGGUCGCUGUCACCAAGGCGCUCCUGAAAAACAGUGGAGAUGUCUCCGCUGUCCUGAGAGACUCACUGAUGAUGCCUAACGGAAGGGUUCAGCAGGGCCCUCAAUGGGAACGUCAUGACGACCGCCUGCUGCUGUCGGCUGAUCCAUCGGAACUCCAGAACAAGUUUGGGGAAGAGGGAGUGGCCAAGAGGAUGGCUUUCCUCUAUGCAGAGUGA